UCUCUUCCUCUGAGCUUUGAAUAAGCUCAGCUCAGAUAUUUAUUUUUCUCUUCUCCAUUUAAUACAAUAACUCUGUAGUGCUCUCAAUAAUUCACUCCCAACAAAUUAUGGACUCGGAGGGCGAGAAUUCUGUGUACUUGAACAGUCUGGUCAGUGCCGCCGACAGCUUUUCCGACGGAGAUAUUCGGCGAACGGCGACGUCCUCCGCAGUCCAACAAACCCUUUUUCUUAUUCAUUCUGAUGACCCCACUUUGAAAGUACAGGCGGCAAAGGAGAUCCGCCGUUUAACUAAGACUUCUCAACGUUACCGCCGUCAUUUUUCUAACGCCGUUAAACCUCUCGUUGAUAUGCUUCGUUCGGAAUCUUUUGAAUCUAAUGAAGCUGCUCUUCUUGCACUCCUUAAUCUCGCUGUAAAAGACGAAGGAAACAAGAUAAAUAUCAUAGAUGCUGGUGCUCUAGAACCCAUCAUUAGCUUUCUUCAAUCAGAGAAUGCAAUUCUCCAGGAUCAUGCUACUGCCGCUUUGCUCACAUUAUCUGCUUCUCCUGCCACUAAACCCAUAAUUAGUGCUUCUGGUGUUUUCUCUCUGCUAGUGGAAAUCAUUAGGCACGGUAGUUCACAAGCCAAGGCCGAUGCCGUGAUGGCUCUUUCCAACCUGUCAACUUAUCAAGACAAUCUACUAUUGAUUCUGCGGGCACAACCAAUUCCUUCUACUGUUUCUCUGCUUAAAUCCUGUAAAAAGUCUUCAAAAACUACUGAAAGAUGCACUGCUCUUAUAGAAUCUUUGAUGUGUUAUGAAGAGGGUAGGAAUUCAUUGAUAUCUGAAGAUGGGGGAGUACUUGCAGUGGUAGAAGUGCUUGAAAGUGGAUCUGCUCAAAGCCGAGAACAUGCUGUAGGAGCUCUCCUGACGAUGUGUCAGAGUGACCGCGCUAAAUACCGAGAACCAAUUCUCAGAGAAGGUGUGAUUCCUGGGCUCCUUGAGCUGACUGUUCAAGGAACAGUCAAGUCUCGGACUAAAGCACAAACACUUUUGAGGUUGCUGAGAGACACUCCUUACCCGAGGUCUGAGCUUGAGCCUGACACAUUAGAGAACAUUGUGUCCAAUCUCAUUUCUCAGAUAGAUUGUGAGGAGCAAUCAGGAAAAGCAAAGGAGAUGCUCGCUGAGAUGGUACAAGUUAGCAUGGAACAAAGCUUGAGACAUUUACAACAAAGGGCGCUGGUAUGCACUCCAGCCGAUCUGUCUGUUCCUAGUUGUGUCUCCAAAAUUACUUCGAAAUGAUAGAUUUUUCCCUUUGUUUGUUUACUUCCUGUAUCCCUUUUCCUUUUGAAACAGGGGCUUGUGUGAGAUUGGUUCUCUGUUCUUGGAAAAGCUGGAUAGAUACUGAAAAUUGGCAGUCCGGGCUAUUAGAUAGGUGCCAGGUGACUGUUUAGUGGUUAAUAAUUCGGAAAAUUAUAUAAGGUCUUAGAAGUAUAGUUUAUGAUCUUGCCCUUUGUAACAUAAAUUACAGCCACGCAGUUUAUAAAGCUAGUUGAAAUUUCCUUCUUGAACCAUGGUUUUCGUGAUUGUAAUUAUGCGUUAGAGCGAUAUGCUUGAAACCACAAUUCUGUACAGGAAGUUUACUUUUCUAUAUAACGU
Solanum verrucosum is the source of this 1634-nucleotide messenger RNA. RefSeq lists its product as uncharacterized. Gene Ontology annotation, cellular component: cytoplasm; nucleus. Gene Ontology annotation, molecular function: protein binding. NCBI's taxonomy places the organism in Eukaryota, Viridiplantae, Streptophyta, Magnoliopsida, Solanales, Solanaceae. The coding region runs from base 108 to 1277 and encodes 389 amino acids. The record is from RefSeq and is a predicted model, not a curated record. The transcript has 2 exons.